UCUUGCAUGUUGCUGUGACUGCUGUAAAUGGUGGCCCAGGGACUAAAGGGGCAACUUGGAGAGAAGGGAGCCCCAGGAGAAGCUGGCAUGUCUAUCAUCGGUCCCCGUGGCCCUCCGGGACAGCCUGGAACAAGAGGUUUUCCCGGGUUUCCAGGCCCAAUUGGUUUAGAUGGCAAACCAGGGCAGCCUGGACCAAAGGGAGAAAUGGGCAUACCUGGUCCCAAAGGACAGCCAGGAUUUCCUGGACAAAAAGGAGAAAAGGGUCAAUGUGGAGAUUAUCCUCACAGGGAAUACCUAAGUACCACACUUGCAGCUCUGCGUUCUAAUCAAAUCCUUACAUUGAAGGGAGAACAAGGACAGGCAGGAAUCCAAGGGCCCCCAGGGCCUCCAGGCCUCCCAGGAACUCCAGGACAACCUGGCCCAACUGGUCCACCUGGGAAAGCAGGAGAACCAGGGAAACCAGGGAAGGAUGGAAAGGGCUUGCCAGGACUUCCUGGACCAAAGGGAGACCCUGGAGUUCAGGGAUACCAUGGAAGAAAGGGUGAGGUGGGUGAAGCUGGCUUACCUGGUGCCCCUGGCAUCCCUGGACCUACUGGCCCAAAGGGUGAAAAGGGCGAACCUGGUAUGAAGGGGGAAAGGGGGAUGCCAGGGCUACCAGGAAAACAAGGAAUUAAGGGAGUUCCUGGAAUUACAAUGACAGGGAUGAAGGGUGAACCAGGGAUUCCAGGAGCAAAGGGAGAACGUGGAAUUGCAGGGAAGACGGGCUCCCCAGGUUUCCCGGGGAAAAGGGGGCAAAGGGGUGAAAAAGGAACUCUUGGUGAUCCAGGACCUCCUGGAACCUUAGGACAAAAGGGAGAAAAAGGAGAUUGUGGCAAUUCACUUGGAGGAGGUAAAGGGGAACCUGGGCCACCAGGAUUACCUGGAUCUCCAGGACCAAAGGGUCCUAAAGGGGAACCGGGAAAGAAUGAAAUUGUGGAUUACAAUGGUAGUAUCAAUAAAGCGUUACAGGAAAUACAAAACUUGGCCCUCAUGGGACCUCCUGGAUUGCCAGGUGUGGCAGGUCCACCAGGACCACGUGGACAAAAGGGAGAAAUUGGCCUGCCAGGUCCUCCAGGACGUGAUGGUGAAAAGGGUCUUGAUGGUGCAACUGGAGUAAAAGGUGAUCAAGGGAUGCCAGGGCCCCCAGGACUAACAGGUCCCAUAGGACUUCCAGGUUUAACUGGAGAGAAGGGAGAACCUGGAGCGAAGGGAGACACUGGGGACUCAAUAACAGGGCCACCAGGGCCACAAGGACCACCGGGAACAUCGGGUCCUCAUGGCCUUCCAGGACCUAAGGGAGAUCCUGGCAUUGAUGGAACAAAAGGAGAAAAAGGUGCCCAUGGAGACAAAGGAGACCGAGGUCCCCUAGGAUUACCUGGUGCUUCAGGUUUAGACGGCAGGCCUGGCCCACCGGGCACUCCAGGUCCAAUUGGAGUUCCAGGACCAGCAGGACCAAAAGGAGAGAGGGGCAGUAAAGGAGACUCUGGAACUGCAGGGUUAAUGGGGCCAGCAGGACUUUCUGGGCUACCAGGCUCACCAGGAGAAAAAGGAAACCGGGGGGAAAGGGGCAAGAAAGGCUCUAGGGGGCCUAAAGGGGAUAAGGGAGACCAAGGAGCACCUGGAUUAGAUGCACCCUGUCCAUUGGGGGAAGAUGGUUUGCCAAUUCAGGGAUGCUGGAAUAAGUGAAGAUUUUAACCAUGGACUGUCCUGUGUGUAUGUGUGUUUGUACAUAGAAUAUUUAUUUUUAUACAGCGUCUUUGUCUGGAAGUGCCAAAAGAUUUGCAUUUCACAGUUUGAAAAGCUGCAUAUUUUGUACAGAAAAUACUAAAUUUUUCUUUUUAUACAAUUGACAAUUGCUUGUAUAAUUAUAUGUAUAUUGAUUCUGUGCUUCUUGCAUUGUGGAAUACAGCUGCAAUAUUUGCAUGAUAUUUAUGCACUCAUAGUUAUGUAUUACAGCAUAAUAAAUUAUUGCAUUGGAGGUUGCCAGAAGGAGCCAACCUAUGUAAAUACAAAGAGCAAAAUCAUUUAAUAGUGAAUGCAAGAACAACUAAAAUAUUGUGGAUUUUCAUUAUUAAAAUGAAAAUGUAAUUUUGAUGUUGUAAAUACAUCAUGCAUAUAAUGAUAUUAAAUGGGCAGAUAAAUAAUUUAGGAGAGAUAUCACAGGGGUUACCAAUACUUAAAUUAACUACCAGUAGAGGGCACCAGUGAUACAGUAACAAAAUACAGUAGCAAAAAUUAGCAAGAACAAAACAGGAACAUACAGAAAACUUCUAUCUUCUAGAAUUGGCCAAACUACUAGAUUAGGACCUACUUAAGGACCUCUGUGUUUAUCCCAAUGGGGGAAAUAGAAACCCCGAUAGGACUGUUUCAGAUUGGAAAAAUGGUGCAGAAGGAGGCCUACCCCGAAGGUUGCCAACAGGCCUAGAGAACAAAGUCCUGUCCCUUAAACAGGGACAUAAUGUGUGGUAAUGGACAGCUGAAUGUUUUCAUAUCAUACAGGUAAAUAACAUCACCUUAUACAUAGCAUCCCAUUAUGCCUUAUUAAAGGGACAGAAUAUUUUUCUUUAGGCAUUCAGUAACUUUACCUACCCCCUACACCACAAGCCCAGUCUCAGGGCCUCUGCACGUUUGAUCUGGUUUGAUCUUCUAAUGCAUAUCUGUACCAAGAUAAUUCUAAAUAGUUGUGCUUGAACAAUGGAAAAUGGAAUUCUCAAACAUUCAUGUCUGCCUUUUUAUCUGCCUUCUUUCAGUGCAUUGUUGUCCUCUAAGUAUUUCAUUCAAAAUGGCAUUAAAUGGUUUUGCUAUUGGAAGAGUGUUCAGCAUUUCCAUGCUAGCCCUUACAAGCAUAGCUCUUAAAUUAUUUGGCCUAAAUAUAUUUUCUCUAAUAAUUAGGAUUACCAGCUCUGGUUUGGGAAAUUCCUAGAGAUUUGGGGUGUGGAGCCUGGAAAAGACAGGGCUUGGGGAGGUGGUAGACCUCUGUGGGGCACAAUGCCAUAGAGUCUACCCACCAAAGCAGCCAUUUUCUCCAGAGAACUGAUCUCUAUAACCUGGAGAUCAGUUCUGAAUUCUGGAACAUCUCCAGGCCCUACUUGGA
Eublepharis macularius is the source of this 3133-nucleotide messenger RNA. It is a transcript of the gene COL13A1, whose product is annotated as collagen type XIII alpha 1 chain. Bases 28 to 1725 code for a protein of 565 amino acids. NCBI's taxonomy places the organism in Eukaryota, Metazoa, Chordata, Lepidosauria, Squamata, Eublepharidae. The transcript has 37 exons. The record is from RefSeq and is a predicted model, not a curated record.